CCCCCUCCCAUGGCCUUCAUGAUGAUGAAGAAAAAGAAAUUCAAAUUCCGCGUGGAGCUGGAACUGGACGAGCUCUCCUCGGUGCCCUUCGUCAACGGGAUCCUCUUCUGCAAGGUGCGGCUGCUGGACGGCGGCAGUUUCAACGGGGAGUCCUCCCGGGAGGUAGUGCAAGCAAACUGUGUUCACUGGAAGAAGAGAUUUCUAUUUAUGUGCAAAAUGAGUGCAAGUGCCACUACAGGGAUUUUGGAUCCCUGUAUCUGCAGAGUGUCUGUACGGAAGGAGCUAAAAGGUGGGAAGGCUUAUGCAAAGCUGGGUUUUGCAGACCUCAACCUGGCAGAGUUCGCUGGAUCAGGAAAUACCACUCGUCGCUGUUUACUGGAAGGUUAUGAUACCAAAAACACAAGGCAGGAUAAUUCAAUUCUCAAAGUAUUGAUCAGCAUGCAGCUUAUGUCUGGAGACCCAUGUUUUAAAACCAAACACCUCAAGGAGAUUCUCAAGGAGAUUCUGUAUUUGGUAAAGAUGGUUUACCAACAG
Messenger RNA from Gekko japonicus, 534 nucleotides. RefSeq names its product protein FAM102B-like. The record is from RefSeq and is a predicted model, not a curated record. Lineage: Eukaryota; Metazoa; Chordata; Lepidosauria; Squamata; Gekkonidae. The transcript has 6 exons. The annotation marks the transcript as partial.